CAUUCUUUGUUGUCUAUCAAUUCGUGAUUUUUUUUAUCGCCAACAAGUUCGUCGUAGUAAUAAUAUUACCUUGUACUCGUAGCAACUAGCGACAAUGUGUGACUCGGAUAGUGAAGAAUUUGCUAGUGCUGAUGAAGAUUUCGAGGAAAUUGAGCCUGAUGAGUUGGAAGAGGUGCUUCAAAGCACCAAACCGUCGGAUGUCGGAUCUUCCAAGAAAAAGGGAGCGCACCCACCCUCUACACAAUCUGACGUGGAGCCUGUGGACACGAGCAAAGCUGAACAGGUGGACAGCACAAAACCCGACGGAAGCAGUAGGCCCGAUCCCUCAUCACAAUCCACCACAGUCGAUUCGAGGGUUAACACUGACGAAAAGGCUUCGGAAAAGACAAACAUUGAAGGGGCCGCGCAGGAUCAGCCAGCUACUGACACCCAGGUCACUAAGCUAGACGAAGGCAGAAGCGAUGAAGUUUCCAAAACUGGAAAAACAGUACCAACAAAAGAAGUUCGAAGCGAAAGUAAUAUACAAACCUCCGUGCAGUCAAACCUGGGGCCUGAGGAUUCCGAUCAGCAUGUUGUGCAAAAUAGCCCAAUACCUCCACCGCAAACUUCAUCCGAAGCAAAGACCUCCCAAGCGAAUGAUCCCACGGAAACUUCAACAACGUCGAAGAAGCUUGUGUUAAAACCUGCUAAACCACAGUUGCUGGAUGAAAUGGUAAAAGGAGUAGAGGAGAAGGAAGGAGAACAAGUACAAGAGCCUAGCAGAACCGGCACUGAUGAAGGAUGGGAUGACUUCGACGAUGAUUGGGGCGAUUUUACUGUUGAAGGAGGUGCCAGUAAUACAACGGCCAAACCCGACCCGGCAAAACAAAUGAAAAGUUCGAACACUUCGACUGUCUCAGCCGGAAAGCCAACGACGGCGGUGCCUAGCACUGCUAAAGCAAGCUUCCGCGAUGUCGACAUCGAUGAGGUCGAAGAUAAGCUGAAAGAUUUUAUGAAACAUAAAGACGACCCACCACUAACAUCCGUACUCGACCGACUUUCGAUGGCAGAGGAUAGCAAGUCAGCUGACGGUGCCGGCCAGUCGUGGGGCAGUUGGAAACCAUCCUGGGGUGGAGCAGCGGUUUCCUUCCUUUCAAGCGCAUCGAAAUCCGUUGCAUCCAUUACGACCAACAUCACGCAGGUGAUUGAGUCGGGCAUCGGUGUGCCCAAUCCGGAGGAAUUGGCCCGCCGUCAGGCGGAGGAAGAAGCAAAGCUAAAAGCGGAAGGCUACAUUCGAGAAGAAAGCGAACCAAACCAAGGCCCGCAGUCGAGCGAACGGCCGCUGGAUGAUAGAUUUGGAUUCGAUCAGCUCGUUUCCGGUGUGACACAGAUUAGCAGCAAGGUGAUCAGCGGUGGGUUGGACACGCUCGAGGGCAUCGGAAAGAAAACGAUGACCAUUUUGCAGGAGAACGAUCCCGGAUUGUUGAACAAGCGCAAAUUGCUCGGUUUGCAGCCGAACGACGGCGUGGUGUUAAGCCAGGUACUGCGCGAGGCCAAAGCCAAGACCGAGGAGCGCGAACGGAACCUGAAGCAAAUCCAGAAGCAUCAGUAUAAAAAGAAACUUCACUUUGAAACGCUGUUCGACGAUUACCACGGUUUAGUGCAUCUGGAGGCACUGGAAAUGCUGUCGAAGCAAGCGUCACUCAAGCUGGAAUCAUUGAUGGCCCCGUUGACGGGGAAGGCGCUGGAGGAGCUUCAGGAAACGAUGAGCGAGGUGAAGGAGCUGUGCGAACUGCCCGAAACGGACAACGACGAUGCGGACGGGUUACAUUCUGCGGACGAGCUGGAAGAAAAGCUGAAGGAAGCCAUCGCUGACCUCAAUCCGAACGUGAAGGUCGACUUCAGCGAAAUCGUUAAGAGUUGGGUCGAGUAUACCGGCUGGCUAGAGGACCGGAACGGCGAACGCACCGGCCAGGACGUGUUCGAAAAGGCCAUGCAUGCGUUAGCUCAAACGACAGCUCUGUGCGUGCUGCGAAUGCAUAAGCUAGCGGAGAUUCUGCUCAUCAGCGAGCACCACAGCACGGCCACGGAGGCCGACGUAGUGGUGCAGCUGACGACGGUUUUUGGCUGGCAUCUGAGCGGCGUUGCGACCAGAUUCUGCUCCGAGCUGACCAAGAUGAAGGAUGAGUCCGGCGACGAUAGCGACAGUGCGCUUAUAACCAACAUUUUCUUGGAGGGCUCGAACAGCACAUCCUAUGUUCAGAAUGCGUUUCAUCUCUUCGUGCCCAUCUUGCAACUUGGCGCGGCUUAAAGCAAACAAUGGCGUCAUCUCGUGCGAGUUAUUCUUCCUUCCUCCAGCAUCACCGGGCUAUAUCGAUGGUGUAUUUCCUUACUAAUGACUGCUUCAAAGCCUCAUUGUUAUUUUAGUGUAAUCAAUUUUUAUUGGAUAAAUAUAUAUAUGCAAAAAGAACAAAUAA
This is a messenger RNA of Anopheles arabiensis, 2456 nucleotides long. RefSeq names its product protein FAM114A2. The record is from RefSeq and is a predicted model, not a curated record. The coding region runs from base 95 to 2290 and encodes 731 amino acids. NCBI's taxonomy places the organism in Eukaryota, Metazoa, Arthropoda, Insecta, Diptera, Culicidae. The transcript is spliced from 2 exons.